AUGGACUAUAGCAAGUUGAAUGAUCCCACUAGGAAGGACCAUUAUUCUGUGUCGUUCAUCGAUCAGAUGUUGGACAGAUUGGCAGGACAAGAGUAUUACUGCUUCUUGGAUGGCUACUCAGGCUACAAUAAGAUAGUCAUUGCACCAGAAGAUCAGGAAAAGACAACUUUCACUUGUCUGUAUGGUACCUAUGAGUUCAAACGGUACAUGGACGACUUCUCGAUGUUUGGUGAGUCUUUUGACCUUUGCUUUACUAAUAUUGACAGGGUUCUUGCAAGGUGUGAAGAGAUGAAUCUGGUGUUGAAUUGGGAAAAGUGA
This is a messenger RNA of Solanum tuberosum (potato), 318 nucleotides long. Its product is annotated as RNA-directed DNA polymerase homolog. The transcript is spliced from 2 exons. The record is from RefSeq and is a predicted model, not a curated record. The coding region runs from base 1 to 318 and encodes 105 amino acids. Lineage: Eukaryota; Viridiplantae; Streptophyta; Magnoliopsida; Solanales; Solanaceae.